GCAAAGGUCUUCAGAACGCGCCCUUAAGUGCCAUCAGCGCGUCCUUCGGAAUGCGCCUCAACCGGCGGUGAUUGGUCCGCGGCCGCGCCGCCAUUAUGUCCUUCCAUCGCGCCUACGUGACUAGUCGGACGCGAACACUCUCGACGAAAGUACCGUUUUUACCGACGCGUGUGCGCAGAUAUAAAGUGUUGUUUUCUUAAAGUUGAUUGUAAAAUACCUUUAUUAAAUUUGUCAAACUAACUUUCGUUUUACUCCAAAAUACCCGAAAACCCAUGAACAUUAAAAAUGGCGCCCAACUAGAGGCUUUGGAGUAAACUUUUACGUGAACUUUUUGUGAAACUUCGUGAAAAGUUAUUAUCGUAAAAAAAAAAAAGUAUGACAAAAUCGCGCACACGUCGUCAGUCUCGUCGACAAUCUGAGUUUUUCGACCCGGCGGAAGACGGUUCUUCCCCGCCGCCGACUACAACGGGAAAUAUGUCUGUCAACGACAUGGCCGCCAUGAUGUCCACGUGGCAACGCAACCAAGAGGAAACGUUUGAGAGACUACUGCACACAGUUCUCAACCACUCGCAGCGGCCAUCGUCCCCGCCCGCUCAACCUGCACAUGGAAACUUCGCCUCGUGCAAGGCUCGCUAUAGCGGAGCGCCAGACGAAUCUCUCGACGGUUUUAUAGAUGCCGUAGAAGCCUACAAAGAAUGUGCAAAUGUAAACGAAACUAAUGCACUACGUGGGUUGUCAAUGUUGUUAACUCAUGAAGCCGCGACAUGGUGGCAAGGGGUUAAAACCACCACGAACAAGUGGGACCACGCCCUCACAUCCCUCAGAGGUGCGUUUGGUGAUAGCCGACCUCCGCAUCGUAUAUACAAGGAGCUAUUCGCCAACCCACAACAAGCAAAUGAGAAAACGGAACUCUUUAUCGCAAAAACACGAGCGUUAUUAUCACGUCUACCAAAGGACGAUCUGACAACCAAAGUCCAGAUGGACAUGGUGUACGGACUACUACAUAGUAAAAUACGAGAGCGUUUGAGAAGAGAGGAGAUUGAUACAUUCGACACGCUACUCAGAAAGUCUAGAGAGAUAGAAGAAUCUUGCGACGAGAGUCUAUCAACCACUGGCCUUCAGAACAAGCUGCGACAACGCCAGUUCCCGCCAACUUCUCGUCACGCCGCAAGCGUCGCCGCCGCCCAGGGGUCAACGACCGCGCCACCACUAGCACCGCAGAGCGCGCCCAAGCCGCCUGCGCCCGCCGCUGAGUCCAGCGCCCACGGCACCUACCGCCGUCCUCCUCGCAACUCCGUGGUGCCGCACACACCGUCGUCUCUACAACCCCACGGCUCUUCUACGCCGUUCGCGAACGCCAAACGUCGAUAUUGCUUCUAUUGCAAGAGUUAUGGACAUACACGUGAUGAGUGUCGUAGGUUAGCAGCUAAAGGCAAACAGGACAUUGAUAAUGCCGCCGACCCUAUCCCGUCAUGUUACGGAUGCAACGAGAGAGGUGUCACUCGAUCACAGUGUGCUAAAUGCAAUUCGGACUUCUCUGCGUGUGAAUACGACCGUCCGAAAGGCGCGCUGAUGGGAACUUACAGUACAAGGUAUUCCACCACUGUUAUCAAAUCAUCUUGUGAUAAGGAUGAGUCCCAGGUGAGUUCCACUUCAUCUUAUAACAGUGUGUCACAUAAAGGUUUCCCCUCAAGCAUGUUACCACCCCCCAAGUCCAACUUUGAUUCAGUGAACCAUAAACCGUCAUUGGUAAAUAAUAUUGCAUGGGAAUGCUCUGAAAAUUUUUUGCCUACUCAAUUUAAAUCAGCUUUACCUGAAUUGUUUCAUACUAAAAAUAAUGACACAGAGUUUUUACCUAAACAGUUUACAUCUGUGUUACCCGAGUUAUUUUAUGCUAACAUUGAUCACAUAGAGUUUUUGCCUAUUGAUUUUACUGCAUUCUUGCCAUAUCAAUACUUUCUUUGUGAUAAUGGGUUGACCAUGCAGGACGAUUUUAAUAAUAAUCAAAAAUUAUUUCCUAAAGUUGAGUCACAAUUUUUAUUAAAUAGAGCGACCACAUGUUCGAACAUUUCUCUGUCGACUCUUGAGUCAACUAAUUCAAAUGCUCAUCCACAAGUGUCAGACACUUGUCAAUCCCAACGGAGACCGAUUCUAGGAGUGGAAAUUCUAGGUGUAAGGGGUACCGCACUAUUGGAUACAGGUGCUAAAGGGUGUAUUGCGGGUGCUUCCUUAUAUCAGGUGUUGCUUAAGCAUAAUCAUGCCUGUCAAGAAACCACUAAACGCGUUCGUCUCGCUGAUGGCUCCGUGCAGAUUCGUGAGUUAUUGGUUACUAACCUGCAUGUUAAACUAAAAAGUAAACUAUUGUGUUUGGAGUUCAUUAUUUUCCCACACACCGAAUCCAAUGAUACUAUUCUUGGUAUGGAUUUUAUUGCUUCAGCGGGUAUGGUGCUUGAUUUCGCUGCUUCAAUUUGGUAUUUCUCUGGUGAUGAGGUUACUUACCCAUUGGAAUAUGAACUUUCCAGACCAUGCGUGUCCGUAUCCUCUGCAGAUUUCCUACGUGAGGAGGAAGGAGUUAUGCUGCAUCCCGAAGAGAGACUGCUGUUGUCCGACUUCCUGAAACAGAACAAAGACCUGUUCGAACCAGGGGGAGGACCAACUCCGUACGCAGAGCAUCACAUCGACACCGGCGAUAACGCUCCUAUAGCCGUUCCACCAUAUAGGCUCACUCCAGCAAAAAAAGAGAUAAUGAAGGCAGAGUUGGAGAAAAUGUUAGCAGACGACGUGAUUGAAGAGUGUGAGUCUGCGUGGUCUGCGCCUGCUCUUCUUGUCCCGAAGAAGGACGGAUCUUUUAGAUUUUGCGUCGACUACCGUCGCCUCAAUGCGAUCACCAAGACCGAUAGUUAUCCAAUUCCCUUAAUCGAUGAUUUGGAUGACAUCCUGGUGAUCACACAGGGAAGUUUUCAGGACCAUCUUCAGGAUCUUGACAAGGUUUUUGACAGACUGCGUCACUUUGGGCUCCACGCGAACCGCGCCAAAUGUCACUUCGCUCGCCAGGAAGUUACAUACCUAGGCCAUGUGAUCACACCCAAAGGAAUCAAGCCGGAUAGCACCAAAGUCGACGCCGUCCUGAAAAUGAAGGAACCACACAAUCUCAAACAUUUGAAAUCAUUUUUACAGACCUGUUCCUGGUUUAGGAAAUUUAUUCCUGAUUUCUCGCGUAUUGCCGAACCACUGUCAAAACUUACACGCAAAAACGAAGCGUGGACCUGGGGUGAAGCACAGCAACGCGCCUUUGACGUGCUAAAGAGUAAGCUUACUAGCGCUCCUAUUUUGAUACAGGCCGACUACACCCAGCCCUUCUUGUUGCGCACUGAUGCCAGCAAUUAUGCUCUAGGGGCUGCACUUUUACAAGGUGACAAUAACAAUGAAAAACCAAUCGAAUACGCAAGUAGACUUCUGACUUCAGCCGAGAGGAAUUACUCUACCACCGAGCGGGAAGCCCUCGCAGUCGUAUGGGCAGUAGAAAAGUUUAGGGGUUACAUUGAUGGCCAUCUAUGCAUAGUCAAAAGUGACCAUCAGCCACUUAAGUGGUUGCUUACACUCAAGUCCCCAAGUGGUCGUCUCAUCAGAUGGGCCCUGAAACUCCAGGCGUUUGAUCUCAAGAUAGAGUACUCUCCAGGUAAAGUUAAUACCUUAGCUGAUACUUUAAGUCGACCUACCUGUAAUGGUAUCAACGAAUGCGAAGUGUGUUCCGUAAUCGUCGACUUACCUCAAGCACUGCCGAGUCAGCUCCGAGCCGAGCAGCUUGAAGAUCCAGAAGUGGCUAAAAUUAUUCAAGAUUUAGAAAGCACAGACGAACUUACCUCUACUCGGUGGCUGGAACGUGGUUACGUACUGCAGCAGGGCGUGUUAUAUCGUUAUGAUCCAGAUAACGACUCCGAAGAAGCGCAGAUGGUAGUGCCAAUUUCAAAAAGGGAAGAAAUUUUAAAGUCGUUUCACGAUUCUCCAACUGCAGGCCACCAGGGUAUUGAGCGGACUCUGCAACGCAUCCGUGAGCACUUCUUUUUCACCGGGAUGCGUCGUUACGUCACAGAGUAUCUAAAAAACUGUGUGGACUGUCUCAAGUAUAAAGCCGCAAAUCAGAAACCAGCUGGUCUCCUCCAGACACCCGUGCUCCAACAAAGAUCUGAAGUCCUUGCAGUGGAUCUUUUCGGUCCCCUGCCUGAAGGAGAUCAAGGACAACGUUGGGUCCUUCUUGUUGAAGACGUAGCUACCAGGUGGGUGGAACUGUUCUCGCUUGUGGAGGCCACAGCGGAAAAUUGCGCCAAACUUCUCAUAGAAGAAUACUUUCUCAGAUAUGGAUUGCCACGUCGAGUUGUGUCCGAUAACGGCACUCAGUUCAUAUCCUCAGUAAUGCAGCUGUCGAUGUUUAUUUUAGGUGUUAAACAAGAGCUCAUUCCAGUUUACCACCCUGAAGCUAAUCCCGCCGAGCGCAAAAAUCGGGAUCUCAAAGUACAAUUGUCUUUGUUAGUAAAAAACGAACACCGUAACUGGCCUAAAUAUCUUGCCCAUGUUCGGUUCGCUAUGAACAGCGCCGUCUGUUCCACCACUGGGAAAACCCCAGCCUUUUUAACGUUCGCUCGCGAACUUCGCACACCUUUUGAGAUGCACCAUGAUUUACGUGCAAUCUUAGAUAAGGAAAACUUUGUUCCUUCGGCUACUCCAUAUUUGCGUUCCUUCGUACGUGCCUUACAGGAUAUUCGAGAUCGUGUUGAGAAAAAGCAAGAUCAGCGUAAGGAGAUAGGUGAUACUGCACGGCGUUCUGUACCUUCUUAUAAACAGAAUGAUUUGGUCUUGGUCAAAACACACGUACUGAGCAAUGCCUCGAAAGGAAAAACUCGCAAAUUCAUGCCUAAACGAGAUGGCCCAUAUCGCGUUAAACGAGUUGUAACUCCCACUACUUUUAUACUCUCGAAUUUGACUGACGACGACACUGUCAUAGAGAUGCAUAGAAAAUCUCUAGAGGAACCUGAAGCGUUUUGGUCUGAAAUAGCUAAAGAUUUUUAUUGGCAAACCCCACCUCAGCCGGGGAAAUACGUAUCGUACAAUUUCGAUGUAACCAAAGGCGAUAUCUUCGUGAAAUGGAUGGACGGCGCAGUCACCAACGUCUGCUUCAAUCUUCUGGAUAGAAAUGUGAGGAACGGCUAUGGCGAUAAAAUUGCAUAUUAUUGGGAGGGCAACUGUCCCGAAGACUACAGCCGCGUGACAUACAAAAAACUAAUGGAUCUCGUCCGUCAGUUUGCGAAUGCUCUUCGUGAUAUCGGUGUGUCCAAAGGUGAUAGAGUUUCCAUCUAUAUGCCAAUGAUCUUGGAGACGGUCGUCUGUAUGCUCGCCUGUGCUAGGAUUGGUGCCAUACACUCUGUCGUGGGCCAAGAAGGGGUGCUGUACACUCAUCCGAAUUGA
Molecule: messenger RNA, 5463 nt
Organism: Papilio machaon (common yellow swallowtail)
Lineage: Eukaryota; Metazoa; Arthropoda; Insecta; Lepidoptera; Papilionidae
Exons: 6
Coding region: 376-5463 (1695 amino acids)
Biological process (GO): DNA integration
Molecular function (GO): nucleic acid binding
Source: RefSeq, a predicted model, not a curated record